AGCGCAUCUUCUCUCAUGCCAUGCCCGCUCUUUUCCUCACACUCUAUUAUGAUACAAGUGCUCGAGUACAAGUACGAGUACUAUCUAUCUAUACAGUACGAGUAGUAGUCUACCUACUGACUUAUGGUACCGACUGACACGGGCUUGUGACACAUUACCUCACCUACCAUCCUCUGUUAUGCAUGUACGGGCACAGCACCAGCACGGGUUCACAUAUCGUUGCUAAUAGUCCAAACUGGACGAAGGCAAAUCUCCAAUCCCAAUCCCAAUCCAUCCCACCUAUUUCCACCCCAACAAUUCCGCAUUACAGAAAACCUGUACUUUACUGUAUCCUCCACAGUGUUAUAUAGCCACCCGCAGCCCACCACACCUGUCCUUCCCCUCUUCUCUCGGCGUUUGUUCGUCUAUUCGUUCGUCUACCCUAUUUGUCUGCCGAGAUUCGGGCACCAUGACGACGAGAACGACAACCCCGUUAUCCUACACCUCGAGCACAACCUACCACACCACAACCCCGGAACCCCAAGGCUUGAGUCCGCCGCCGACAAGACGGCAGCGAAGUCACAGCACGAACAGUCACAAUAGCUGGUGGAGCGCGGAGGAACCGUCGCCGGUGUCACUAGCGGCAUGGGGGGUUAGCAUUGCUACGACAGCGAUGGGAGCAGGCGCGAGUUCGCCAAGGAAGCAGAAAACCUCGUCCACCAUGGGAACCGUAACACCGGGGCGGAGGAGAGGACAGGCUUCUUGUUCCAGAACCAUCACCACUCCGGGUUCGAGUUCGAGUUCGGCCUCAACGAUACGUCCGCACUACCAACUUCAUUAUAACCCGCAUCAUCACCACCGUCACCAUCACCACCAUCACCACCCCACCUCAUCAAGGUCCCCCGUCACUACCGCCGCCCCCUCCUUCUCCUCGUCCUCGUCAACAUCCUCAUACACCUCCACCCAUCCAACCCUAUCACCAACACUGCCAUACAACACACCAAUAGACUGGAAGGGCAACGCCGCCCGCCGAGCAGAAUACGCCGCGCUCGACCGCCGUCGUCAGGGUGUUACGGGACUCUUCCGGCGUGCCGCCGCCUGCUGCUUCGGCCGUGCCAGGAGCGAGUUCUGGGAGGAGAAGUGUGGCGAUGAUGGGGGUAGUGUGCGGCGCUAUCGCCUUGCAUUACCGGCCGAGGAGGAAGAGGAGGACCCAUCCUCUAAAGGUGCUGGGGAGGGAGGAAGGGGCUAGGACAUGGCAUUGAUUGGGAAGAGGAAGUGGAAGAACUGGGAGUUGAUUGUUUCAUUAUAUCUAUUCAGCGAGGAGUUUGUCUUGUUUUGGGUGAGGAGUUUUUUUCGUUGCAUUUUUGCGUUUCUUUUUUUCCUCCUUGUAUUUUUACACCUUUUGUUUGUUCUUGAUCCGUCGUGGAUUGGAUUGGAUCGGGUGGUCGGGUAGAUUUUUCUUCCAGUCUGUCAUACAGUGUAUGAUGUUUUUCUGUGCAUAUGAUACAUUACUUACUGUACCGUGCCGUACAGUGCGAGUAGAAGUUA
Molecule: messenger RNA, 1527 nt
Organism: Tuber melanosporum (Perigord truffle)
Lineage: Eukaryota; Fungi; Ascomycota; Pezizomycetes; Pezizales; Tuberaceae
Exons: 1
Coding region: 449-1228 (259 amino acids)
Source: RefSeq, a predicted model, not a curated record